Dalotia coriaria is the source of this 1929-nucleotide messenger RNA. RefSeq names its product PAX-interacting protein 1-like. Lineage: Eukaryota; Metazoa; Arthropoda; Insecta; Coleoptera; Staphylinidae. The record is from RefSeq and is a predicted model, not a curated record. The coding region runs from base 189 to 1721 and encodes 510 amino acids. The transcript has 2 exons.
GAUUCCUCGCGACAGGUUGCUCUGCGCGCGUAAGCCAAAGACACAACAAUCAGACGAUAGGUUCAGUGUCAGUGCCAACGGAUUAAUAAUUUACCAGAAACUGCAUAAACAAUAUGAGUUAAAUAUUUAUUAAACAAAAUUAUUUUGUUUCAAUUUUAUAAUUCGCAGUGUAAUUAACUCGGAAUAAAAUGAAGAUCUAUGCCGUGUUAGUUUUCACCUCGUUGUGGUUGAUACACAUCCGGCUUUCAAAUGCGUUGAAUGCCCCAGGGUACGGAAACAACUUCAGACAGGGUGGUGGGCCAAAUCCGACUGCCUACAGACGGGCACAUUAUCAUCAUAACAAGCCGGGACUCGGUGGGCAAUUCAAAAAGAAAUGGUAUCCACCAUUACAACCUGGGUUGAAUCAACGUCCAAGACGUCCGGGACCACCUCCAGGCCCACCACCAUCUAAUUACAUGAGACAACGAUUGGGUUUAGGUGCAGGACCACCACAACCGCAACCACCAGUACAACUUCCUAACGUAAAUGAGUUUAAAUACCAGAAAGACUUACAACAAGAGAUGCAGAAUCAACACAUUCAACAACAGAUACAACACCAACAAAAUUUGCUAAACAAAAAUUUUGCUAAUAAGGUACCACAUAAAUGGAACAACUUCCCAUCGAGGAAUCUUAAACCUCAACCACAGGUACAUCAACAACAGAAACCGUUCUUAUCCUCGCCGAAAAUCCAAACGGAAUUAGAGUACCACAUUCAAACCAAUCAGAUUCCUAAUCAACCUGUGAUGAUUAAACAACUGGAUGAUGAGAAAGGACCUAUUCAUACUAUACCAGCACCCAAUUUGAGUUUGGCAGACAAACCCAAACAGGUGCAUAUUCAUCAACCACAUCAGUCGAAACCACCACCACCCCAUCAUCAACAACUAUUACAACCCCAUUUCGAAUCAACAACUCUGCGUGUCCUGAAACCACAGCCUACUUUAGUGCAUCAAUAUCAAGUCACAGAAUCACCCGAUCAUGGAGAUAAGUUACUUCAUCAAGAUAUUCCUACAGAGAUACCUCCUCUUAAACCAGAGGUACCACACUCAACUGAUGAUGUGUUUGGGUUACUUCCGGUUCAAGAUGGCUACGCAUACAGCGUGCUUCAUCAACCGCAAUUGCAACAACACAUGCUCCAACAACAACAGUCCAAUGCAUAUCAAACGAUGUUGGUGCAACCGCAGUUCUUCCAACCGGAUCCGGCUUUCCUCGAAUCACAAGCGCAGCAUAAACAAAUGACACCACCCGAGAUGCAUACGUUCAACUACGUUGAACCAAAACACGAUGGCACGCGAGUGUCGCAUGUUUCAGCUGAGUAUAUUCUCCAAGCUGACGAUGACGAAUCGCAGGAAAGUGGGUACAGUCGUGAGCGACAACAUGGCGGCGACGAUAAUCUUGGUGGCGAGUUAAUUAACGAAAGUUUCUACUCAUCGCUGCCGAGUAAAGAUGCCGCUGAAAGUUUUGCACAGCUGCAUGAAUCUGGCAGGAGACCGACUGUGAAUGACCAAACAAGUGGGCAGUCCAAGCAGAAGGAGAUGAUGAUUUAUGUACCUGAUGAGCAAGAGCAGUUCGAUCCAGCUGAGGAUUUGGAGCAGUAUGAGGCGAACGAGGGCAGUGAGGGUCAAGGUGAUAAAAACAGCAAGCGAUACGGAUUCGGCAGCAGGAUUCGUCCAAAGAAGUCGUAAACAGCAGACGGGAGGAAAGUUAACAACUUAACAGAUGACGCUGCGUUCAUGCGUAACCUACAAAUAACUCGGUUCCAAGGGAAUGAAUAUGUUAUUAUUUGAUCAUUUUUACUUUUAUGAGUGUUAACUCUUAAAAUAGUUUUGUAUUUAUUGUUGAUAUUUAUGUUUCUAUUUAUUUUUUAAUUUAAUAAAUUGUUUUUAUUAUAAA